AUGUCUAGCGACGAAAUUGCCAUGGAAGUCUUCUCGUCUUCUCCAUCCGCGUCCGAGGGCAGCCUUUUCUGCGAGACUGGUCCCACCACGCCAAGUGGCAGUCCGUUGUUUCGUCCAUCGCAGGACGACGAGAUCAAGUUUGCCUCAUUUCCGCAGUCACGCGAUUUGAGCGAGACAGGACCACUUGAAACAGUGGUGAAGAAUAUCUGCGUUGUCGGGGCAGGCUAUGUUGGUACCCCUACAGCCGCUAUUCUGGCUCUCCACCAUCCAUCGGUAGUGAUCGAGGUACUCGACCGAGAUCCGCUUCGGAUUCAACAAUGGAGAUCCCUGCACUUACCAGUUCAUGAGCCUGGCCUGGAAACAGUAGUGCGCAUCGUUCGUGACGGUGCUGAGAUCAGCUGUCGAACUGGGCUUCAGAACGAGCCCGGUCAAAUCAUCCGCGGCAAAAACUUGUUCUUCACGUGCGACUCUGCUCGAGCGAUUUCCCAGGCAGAUAUCAUUCUCAUGGCAGUCAACACGCCAACGAAGACGUUUGGCGUCGGCGCUGGAUGCGCCACCAACAUGACGGCUUUUGAUGGCGCUAUGCGCGAUGUGGCAACUCAUGCGAAACCCGGUGCUAUCAUCGUAGAGAAGAGCACCGUACCUGGAGGCACAGCAGAGCGGGUGCGCAAGCUGUUAGCGAUCCAUCGGCCAAAUGUGCCAUUCGAGGUGCUCUCUAAUCCCGAGUUUCUCGCCGAAGGCACAGCCAUUGAGAAUCUCACAGCGCCGGAUCGUGUACUGAUCGGAUCUGCUCCAACUCCUGGUGGACGUCGUGCGGCUCAGGUUCUGGCUCGUCUCUACGAAACGUGGGUACCUCGCGCACGCAUCAUUGAGACCGACGCCUGGUCGUCGGAAUUGGCCAAGCUCGUAGCCAACGCCAUGCUUGCUCAGCGUAUCAGCAGCAUAAAUUCAAUCAGCGCGAUUUGCGAGAAGACUGGCGCAGAUGUGAGCCAAGUCGCCAAAGCAAUCGGAAUGGAUGACCGUAUUGGACCCAAAUUUCUCAAAGCAGGAUUGGGCUUCGGUGGGUCAUGUUUUCGCAAGGACAUUGCGAGUCUCGCCUAUCUGGCCGAGUCGUUGGGCUUGGAUGAUGUUGCUCAUUACUGGCGGCAAGUCAACACCAUGAACGAGCGACAGCGUGACCGUUUCUCUCGGAAGAUCAUUGACCGAUUUGACGGCAACCUGGUUCGCCGAAAAUUGGCCAUUCUUGGAUUUGCUUUCAAGAAGAACACGGGUGAUACGCGCGAAUCCCUAGCGGUCGGGGUAGUUCAGGUCUUGCUGCAGGAGCGACCGGCUGAGAUUGCUAUCUUCGAUCCCUAUUGCCGCUCAGAACAGAUCGAACACGAGUUAAAGGCAGUUUGCUCCAAAGAGGUACCGAGUCAAAUAGUGAAGAUCUACCCAGAUCCCUACAUGGCUUGCUCUCAAGCCCAUGCGGUGCUGGUGGUGACCGACUGCGACCAGUUUCGGAAUACUCCGUCCCGCGACACAUCGACGGGACCUGCUUCAAUGCAACGCGAGAGAAAGUUGGGGCCAUCUAUCACGGAGAAGAUAGGUGUACAAGAGACCAGGCGAGCUCGCGCCGGAUACAAGCCGGAGACUUGGAGUCAUGCGGGUGUUACGUACCACCUCCAACCUCAAGAGCCCUGUCCUGAAGAUUGCAAGGAUUGCCGCCCUGUAGCAAUGCUUCCUCUGGCGGCCGAGAUGGUCGAAUGGCCACGCAUUGCGUACAACAUGGUUGAGCCCAAGUGGGUGUUUGAUGGGCGGGGGGUGUUGGAUGCUGCUGAGUUGGAGAGACUGGGAGUGAGGGUUGACGUGGUGGGCCGGCGAACACGAGACCAUCAUGUAGCGUAA
Penicillium diatomitis is the source of this 1887-nucleotide messenger RNA. It is a transcript of the gene ugd1, whose product is annotated as UDP-glucose dehydrogenase. Gene Ontology annotation, molecular function: UDP-glucose 6-dehydrogenase activity; NAD binding. NCBI's taxonomy places the organism in Eukaryota, Fungi, Ascomycota, Eurotiomycetes, Eurotiales, Aspergillaceae. The transcript has 3 exons. Gene Ontology annotation, cellular component: cytosol; nucleus. The record is from RefSeq and is a predicted model, not a curated record. Bases 1 to 1887 code for a protein of 628 amino acids. Gene Ontology annotation, biological process: glycosaminoglycan biosynthetic process; polysaccharide biosynthetic process.